This is a messenger RNA of Lobosporangium transversale, 2138 nucleotides long. RefSeq lists its product as hypothetical. Gene Ontology annotation, molecular function: transcription corepressor activity. Gene Ontology annotation, cellular component: nucleus. Lineage: Eukaryota; Fungi; Mortierellomycota; Mortierellomycetes; Mortierellales; Mortierellaceae. Gene Ontology annotation, biological process: DNA-templated transcription. The transcript has 14 exons. The record is from RefSeq and is a predicted model, not a curated record. Bases 87 to 2096 code for a protein of 669 amino acids.
GUUGUCUUUUGGCUUGUUUUGCCACCACAACAGCUUGUUUCCUUCAUACGACAUUUUUCACUUAGUGUCAACAGGAAGACAAGAACAUGGAAUCAGCCUCUUCAGCACCCACACAGGCUUCAUCAGCCCCUUCAACAUCAGUACCAGGCACUUCUAUACCUGCUGCUACUACCACCAAUGCUACGAGCAGCACUCCUGGAAAUGAUCCAACAGCAGAACAAACACCCAUGGAGGACAUUGUUUCGAACAACGUAGUGACUGCAGAGGCAAUCGCUCGUCAGAAUCAGACAGUCGUAGAGGAAUUUCAGUAUCUGCUCGAGAAAAGUCAACACUUGUUUGCCGGAUUAAGAGAUUUGCCACCUACAGGAGCAAAGCAAUGGCAGCCAUACUUUCAGAAGACAUUUGAGAUCUUUUCAAAGCUAUGGCGAUUUCAGCAGCAGAAUAGAUUUGUGCUUGAAAAUAGUUAUGGACUAAAGCGGUGGGAAGUCGGAGAGAUUGCGUCCAAAAUCGGACAACUGUAUUAUCAUUACUAUUUGCGCACAAGUGAAACAAACUACUUGCAGGAGUCAUAUAUUUUUUACGAUGCUAUUCGUGAAAGACGCUACUUUAGCGAAAUUUCCGAAAUGAAAAGCCCACAAUUAAUGAUUAAGAAGCUUCGAUACUAUGCAAGAUUUACUGUUGUUUGCUUGCUGCUUAACAAUCGCGAUAUCAUCUCCACUCUCAAAAAGGAGCUUGAGGCCCUUGUUAAUGAGUAUAUUACUGUUUACGCACCCUCAGACGCUAAAGAAUGGAACCUAGUUGUUCAGGAAGUCAAGUCCUUCACUGAUGCAGAGAAAAAACUUCAUCCGGUCAGUUCAGCUGGAUCAUACUUGCCUGUGACAAGGCGCCUACAGACCAGCAAAGCCAUUUCUGCGGCAUUAGAUAAAGAAGGGCCCACGUCUACAAAACUCAGGCUCCAGGAAGCAAUCCUUGUAGGGAAUUCUGAUCAGAUUAAAUUUUCUGAGUUGACAAUUGAUAUGUAUCGUAUAUUGCAAUCACUUGAGCGAGAGACCCAAACAAGGGGUAGCACCGAUACGACUGCAAAGGACACCGCGCCCAGCGCUGUCGCCACAGCUGUUGCUGCAGGCGCUGCGAAUGAGACUAGUAGUAGUGGAGCGAAUCCACCCAUUAAAGAAGAGCCUUCAGAAGAUACAAGCAUCCCACAACGAAAGACUGCAGAAAAGAUUAUUAAGCGACCGAAUCCGCAUAAGUACCUACUAUAUCGACCUACGCUGAGUCAGAUUAUGCUUUAUCUUGCUACAGCAUUUAAGGAAGUAUCUAGUGACGGCGCGCUGCUUAUUUACUUCUCAGCAAUUGGGUCAAAGAGAUCUGUGCCAGAUCUUUCAGGCGCCAAAGGCUAUCGUGGAGGAAUUGCGACUUACUCUCGUAAGGCAUUAGACAAUUCUGAUCCUGAACAGCAGAGUAUCAGUCACUGCCUUCACCCAGGAGAUUUGCUUCCAUUCACGCGGAAGCCAAUGUUUUUAAUUGUUGAUAGUGACAAUAGCAGCGCGUUUGCAGAAAUACCUCGAGUGUUUAAUCAUCCAUUCAUGAGUUUGUUAUCGCCAACAGAGUACCCUCCUUCCAUCCCAGAUCCGACUCAAAUUGGCGGGCUGUUCACAUUAUUUUUACAUGCCCCAUUGCUUGCUUUCAGUUUCAUAUGUGGGAUUGACCGGAUCAGUCCGGAGACAUGGGAGCAAUGUUCAGGAUUGGUUUCGCAGGCAGAAGGAAAGAUUGCAGAAUUGAUGGCUGCACCAACAUUGGAUAAAUCUUUGCGACGUUUCCUACAAGACGAAUUCCUUCGCCAGUUCAUGAUCCGGUUUGCUUUAUGUUAUAUUAUUCUUAAAGCUCAUGUUGCCUUUACUGAGCCCAAGUAUCUCCCGAUGUCUUAUCCAGCGUUACCAGCAUCCGUUCUUGAGUCAGCAGAUGUAUUGACCAAGAUUCGUUCUAUGGCUAUCUUGGCAAACGCCAGCUGCUUCUCGUUUGAUGAGCCAGCUGCAACUGCAGCGCCUGAAAACAAUACUGAUAAUAAUAACACCGACAAUAAUAAUAACGCAUAAUCAAAUUUUAUAGGAUGACACAUACUCUCGAAUAAAAACAAG